This is a messenger RNA of Aedes albopictus (Asian tiger mosquito), 2596 nucleotides long. RefSeq names its product metallo-beta-lactamase domain-containing protein 1. Bases 846 to 1580 code for a protein of 244 amino acids. NCBI's taxonomy places the organism in Eukaryota, Metazoa, Arthropoda, Insecta, Diptera, Culicidae. The record is from RefSeq and is a predicted model, not a curated record. The transcript is spliced from 3 exons.
GCCGCCACCACCAGAGCGAGAGAGUUUAUGCCUUGCGUAGGGCGCAUAAAUUUUCUUCGUCGGCUAUCCUGAUGACGAUGAUGCUAUAGCGUGCUGCACUCGGUACUGUGUUGGUGAGGUCGGGUGCGAUAUCCUUAUUUCGCGAGUGUGACGUCGCGAUUUUAAUCCUUCUCCUUCGGUGUUCUCGAGAAUCGGCAAGUUCAAUUCGAACUCAGUCAAGGUUGGUCGCUCGGCGUGAGCGAAUGCUGAAGUAAAAGUGCGCGUAGCUUGUCCCCACCGUUGAUUGCAAUAGGUGGACUACGGUUCCAGAAGAUGUUAAUGUUUUAAGUGCAUAGUGAACUGUUGUAUGUGGACCGUGAAAAGUGUGUGCAGAUUUUUUUUUCUCAUCGAAGAAGGAAUGGAAUGCUGUGAAGUGCUGUGAAAAGCAAUAGAAGGAAGCAAAUUUUCUCGUGGGAAGUAUAACAGCUGGCACGGAAUGCAGUCUGGAAUGUUCGGUUUGCGUUGAGCCGGAAGUCCCCGGGACAAGCUACGCGUACUAUUACUGGCCCUUCCUUUUCAAAGCCGCUAUUUGGAACUGGCCAGUUUGGGAAGUUUGGAUUCGCUGCGGAAUCCUUUGUCGAAGCCGUUUUUGCCAGCGCCCUGCAGACUUUGUGUGAAGGAAUUUUCCCAUGCUGGGGGAGCCACCCUCUCUCACACUGCAUUGAGGUGCGUCAUCUACGUAUUUAGUGUGCAAAAGCACCAACACUGUUGAAAACAAAAGCAACAACAUUAGUUGACUGUGUCGUCGUCGCCGCCGUCAUCAUCACCGCCGUGUUGUGAAAGUUAAACAUAUAUAGUUUGCAAGGAUGGCGCUGGAGAAGAAGCAGAACGAAAUCAUCGUGUUGAACGAGGGUUACUCCUACAUGGAGAGUGGUGACGAUUCGGUGAUGAUUGCGAAUUGCACCUGCACCCUGAUCAAAAGCCACGAUUGCAACAUCAUAGUCGACACUAUGACCCCUUGGGACGGCGAUCUACUUUUGCAAAAGUUGCAGGAAAAUCGCCUAACACCGGAUGACAUCCACUGGGUGGUGAGCACACAUGGACACUCCGACCAUCUGGGGAAUAAUAACCUGUUCCCGAAGGCAAAGCACAUUGUGGGAACUAAUAUCUCCCAGCGGAAUCGUUACUUCAUCCAUGAUUUCACAAGUGCUCCCUACCGUUUGUCGGAUACGAUCGAAAUCGUCGCCACGCCCGGUCACACGUUGUCCUGCGUUUCGGUGUUGAUACGCCAGAGCAACCUAGCAGCACCUAAUCUGUCCGGUAUCGGCGACCACAAGGACGCUACCGGUACCACGGUAGCCAUCGUCGGGGAUCUGUUCGAACGGCGUGACGACAUUGCUGACAGUGCCCUCUGGCUGGAUGCCGGGAGCGAAGAUCCCACGGCACAACGUCGCAAUCGCGCCCGUAUGGCGGCCAUUGCCGAUUAUUUGGUGCCGGGACAUGGACCGAUGUUUGCCGUGGAUGAGCAGGUUAGGGCGGAGCUGAAACGACAGGCUGGAGGAGAAGAUGAGGUGGAGAUGAUGCAGAAUGCCAAGGAAUGAUUGCUGAAGGUCGGGUGGAAAAGAAGAAGAUAGCGAGGCGAUCGCAGUCAGUUUUGAUAGUUUUUUUCUGAUUUAUUACGAGUUGUUUGAAAUGAGUUUAAGUUUGAAGUACGGCUUGGGGUUGCUUAACAGUGGGCAUCAUCAAUGGAAUGAUUUCAAUCAGUGUUAUUAUGAUGAAGCCGAUGUAAUGCUUUCGUUGUGUAUUUUUCACAAAUAUGCUCUAUCGAAAUAUAAUUUUCAAAUGAAAUGAUUGUUGAAAAAAAAAAAUGCUUUUGAGUAUUGUUUGAAUAUUGUUACUCACGUUUUGGUUUGAAAUAGUUUGUAUCAGCUAAUAAAACAAUUUUGCAGGAUUGAAAAUCCACAAAGAAUAUAUUGAAGAAAAGAAGAAAUAUUAAACAAGCACGAUAUUAAUAUGCAAAUUUAUGAUCAUACAUGUAUGUUAGUGGAAUUAGAGUUUCAAGUUUCUUAACAAUUAUGUAUUUGUGACAUGGUAAAACAAAAAACACGUAUUACUGAAAACAAGAAAAACAAACAAAAAUGUAGUAGUUUUAAAUGUUUAAUCUUUGUUCGAAGGAAAACAAAUAGUUCUACAAUUGCAGUUGAACGGUACCAAUUUCCAAAAAGGUUGUGCUGAAAUAAGGAAAAACAAACACAGUAGUAGAGAACCAUGUUUUGGACCCGCCCGGUUCUGUAGGAGCCUGGGCGGGCCGUGCUUCAGAACAAGAAUGCCAAUGAACACAAAAAAUACGCAUACUAAAAUACUAAAUUAUGAUUGUUUAUUUGUUUAGAGAAAUUAGGAUCGGUACAUAAUAAUACAUCGUUUCAACAGAAGGUACUCGCAUUCAACAACAUCUCGUUUGCGAGCCGAAAGAAAGUAUCAACAUCAACUUUCACACUAUUUGGAUCUAAUUCGAUUUAAAACCGGAGAAUAACAUCAACGAACGGAAGAAACAUCUGGAAAAGUGUAAGGAAAGCUAAUGUCACUUAUAUAAAACCAAAACAAACAAAAAAACAAA